Molecule: messenger RNA, 477 nt
Organism: Penicillium malachiteum
Lineage: Eukaryota; Fungi; Ascomycota; Eurotiomycetes; Eurotiales; Aspergillaceae
Product: putative extracellular serine-rich protein
Exons: 1
Coding region: 1-477 (158 amino acids)
Source: RefSeq, a predicted model, not a curated record
AUGUACUUCGCCAAGGCUCUUGUUCUUCUUCUCGCUCCGGUCGCUCUGGCCGCUGAGGCUGUCACCUUCUCUACCAGCACUACUACUCUCACCAGUACUGUGACCUUGGUUCCUUCUGGCUGGACCUCCAGCAGCUCGACUCCUACUCCUACUCCUACUCCCACCUCGACCUCAACCCCCUUGGUGAUCUCGACUCCGACUCCUACUCCCACCUACACUCCUACUCCUCAGCGCACCAGCACUCCCUACAUCCCCAGCUCUUCCAGCUUCUCUGUUAAGCUCAGCUCUACUCCUUUGAUUAAGGCCGCUACUACUGUCGCUCCCGCUUCUGAGGAGACUAGUGCCGCUUCCGAGCCUGCUGCCACCACCUCUGCUGCUGCGGCUGCUUCCUCCCCAGUUACCGGUGCCGCCUCUCGCCAGGUACCUGGUGCCAUCGCGGUCGGUGUUCUGGCUGCUGUUGGUCUCCUGAUGGUCUAA